Astrephomene gubernaculifera is the source of this 2690-nucleotide messenger RNA. Lineage: Eukaryota; Viridiplantae; Chlorophyta; Chlorophyceae; Chlamydomonadales; Astrephomenaceae. The record is from the annotation of a GenBank genome assembly.
GUUCAUCAACCCGAAAGGCUGACUAACAGGGCUGUGAACGGUGGGUUAGGAGGUCUGUACGCAAUACGUGUCCCACCUGCAGUUAUUGGGGUUAGGAUCGAGACCCAGAGAACACCCGAGCUUCGGUUUACCCACAACCGCAUACUUACUGUUGAGCUAGCAAACAUGGCGAAGUUUGGAACACUUGAAGUUCAGCUCGUGUCUGCUACGUUUCUUAAAGAUGUUGAGUUUGUUGGGGUCCUUGGAGUCGGCAUGGGAAAGCAGGACCCCUAUGCAGUUCUGUCCCUCGGCGACCAGAACGCGCGCUCGAAGACGAUUGUCGACGGUGGCAAGGAGCCACAAUGGCAUGAAAAGUUCGAGUUUAAGAAUGCGUCCACGGAGCAACACUUGAAACUCGAGUUUUAUGACGAGAACGUGGUUUUCCGGGAUGUGGCUCUUGGCAGCGGGAAGGUGCAGCUUAGCCAGGUUAACCCCGGGCAAACGACUACACUCGAAUUGCCGCUCAUUAGCCGCAAGGGGAAGGGCCGCGGCACCGUGCGGCUCCAGCUCACCUUUAAGGAGGGCAAGUCCACUUCCGCGAUGACCACAUCCCCGUACAUGCCCGUGGUCAAAAACGUCAAGCCGGGUAACUGGAUCCUGCCCACCUAUGCGGACACGGACUGCUGGAAGGACUACGAGCCCGGUUCCGUGCUGGGUAAGGGUACGUUUGGAACCACCUACUCUGCCGUGAACAAGCGCACGGGUGAGAAGGUGGCCAUCAAGGUGAUUAGCAAGAAGAAGCUGGUGAGCGCGGAGGAGAUUGGCGACGUGCAGCGGGAGGUGCAGAUCAUGCACCACCUGGCGGGUCACCCCAAUGUGGUCUGCCUCAAGGGCGUGUACGAGGACAAGAGCAACGUCUGCCUGGCGAUGGAGGUUUGCUCGGGCGGAGAGCUCUUUGAUGCGAUUGUGAAGAAGGGGCACUACACGGAGCGUGAUGCGGCUUCGCUGAUCCGCACGAUCGUGGGCGUGGUUGCUCACUGCCACAACAUGGGCGUGAUCCACCGCGACUUGAAGCCGGAGAACUUCCUGCUGUCGGACCGGACGUCCCACGCUGCCCUGAAGGCCACGGAUUUCGGUCUGUCGUCCUUCUUCCAGGAGGGCCAGAUCUUCACCGACAUCGUGGGCAGUGCCUACUACGUGGCGCCCGAGGUGCUGAGGCGUGCCUACAGCAAGGAGGCCGACAUCUGGUCCUGCGGUGUCAUCCUCUACAUCCUGCUGUGCGGCUACCCGCCCUUCCACGGCGAGAACGAGAAGAAGAUCUUCGAGGCGGUGGUCGCGAAGCCCAUUGACUUUUCCAGCGAGCCCUGGCCCAACAUUUCGGAUGCCGCGAAGGACUGCGUGCGUCGCAUGCUUGUCCGCGACCCCAAGCGUCGCGCCACGGCUCAGCAGAUCCUGCAGCACGAGUGGAUGCGUGAGAACGGCUGUGCUGCCGACCAGCCCAUCCAGCUGGAGGUGGUGUCGCGCAUCAAGCAGUUCAGCGCCAUGAACCGCCUCAAAAAGGAGGCGCUCAAGCUGAUUGCCAAGAGCCUGCCGCUCGACGAGAUCAACGGUAUGCGGGAGAUCUUCCUGGAGAUUGACAAGGACAAGAGCGGCACCAUUUCAAUGGAGGAGUUCAGCGAAGCGCUGAAGAAGAAGGGCGUGCAGGGCCUGACGGCUGACGACGUGGGCCGGAUGAUCCAGGAGGCUGAUGUGAACGGCGACGGCCUGAUCGACUACGAGGAGUUCCUAGCGGCAACCAUCAACCGCUCCAAGCUGGAGCGCGAGGAGCUGCUGAAGCAGGCCUUUGCCCGGUUCGACGAGAACGGCGACGGCCAGAUCACUCGCCAAGAGCUGUUCAACGCGCUGUCGGACCCCUCGUUAGGCGUCGACCCCAAGGAGAUUGACGAGAUCAUUGAGCAGGUCGAUCUGGACGGCAGCGGCACCAUUGACUUUGGCGAGUUCGCCAAGAUGAUGCGCGGGCUCUAAAGCAAGGGCUGUGAAGCCAUUCACGCGAUGUUGCUGGUGAUGCGACGCUGCUGACGAUAGGGAACGGUGGAGAUGGGUGUUCGAAGUUGUUUCGCCCUUUGCUGGCUUUGCUACUCGGGUGAUAGUAAGAGUGUGAUAUUGCUAUAUGGUUUUUGGGUGGCGAGCGCAAGGCUCGCUAGGCUAGAGACUACUUACCUGAUAAUACGACCACCUUUCUGACGUGUUUGAAGGUGGGUCGCCGGAGCGGCAGCUUAAUCGUUGUCUUUAAAGAUUCGCACGCAUCACUGAGACAAGUGGAGGGCAUAUAGUUGUUGUUGCGGAGUAUCGUGCUCGCCGUGCAGACACACACGCAGUGCCUGUUUAUUUUUACUUGCGUCCUGAGUGCCUGCUUGCUUCGACCUCCGUCCCGAGUGUGCUUACUUCGUGUAUGGUUACAGGCAAAGGGCCAUAUUAGACAUUCGUACCCUCUGGCGGGGCAAACCUUACGCAUGACCGACUUGGUGUUUACGUGAUCAACAGGGCCGUAUGUGACAGCCGUGAGCCAACCGUUAACCCAAGAUCUCAAAACUGUACACAGCAUUGUAAAAUUCCUUAGCCCUGCCACUCCUGCGUGCGCUGUUGCAACACCAUCCGCAGCGAAGGCAUCACCUCCUCCAGGCUCGUACAACGCAACGUCUCAAACAGCU